AUGCCAUGGCGCCCUCUGCCUCGAAUCGCCGUUGCCGUCGCAAUCUAUCCUUUCGCCGCAUCCUUUCCAUCAGACCUACCAUUGGAAAUAGGAGAUGACCUUUACAUCAUUGAGCAAGGCGGAAAAGAUGAGUCGUGGUACAGAGGUUAUCUUGUUGCGCCGCCCUCGCUGCUCGCAGGCUUGACCAGUGGAAAGGGGAAGACUUUGGAGGCUCGAGUAUUUUCUGGCAUAUUUCCGAGACGAUGUGUCGAAAUACGGGAACACCUUGGCGAUGCGAGUACAGAAGGCUUGACGCUCGAUCUGUCAAUUGGUGGGGAAUCUCCGAGAGUCAACCAAACCAAUGGCGACACCCCCGGCUCCCGAAGCCCAUCAGUGCAACGCAACUUGAUGCACCCAAAGGCGAGCGGCAAGAAAAUCGAAAGAGGAGAUGAGGAUACACAUAGCGAUCUCAGUGGCAUUGGAGGCGUCCAUCUUCCAAAUGGGAAAGAAAGUACCGCAGCACACAACCUCUCACGAACGUUGUCGCUACAUUCCAUUCGCAGCGCAAAUUUUAGAAACUCUCCGGAUCCCUUCCUACCAACUGUUGAUGCUCAGCGCGAUCCCUCCGGAAAGAGACCACAGGCACCUGUACCAAUGCUCAAGAUCGGAGAUGAAACCCCUACAUCGACCACUGAGCCACUUGUAGACGAAAUAGCCUCAUGUCUUCGUGAAUGGCAUUCUACAAAUCUGCACGAGCUACUACUGGCAAGGCAAUAUCCUGCUCUGGACAAAAUCUCUUCCCUGGUUAAAAAAUUUGAUAUCGCAAGGAGGCAGCUACUAUAUGGUGUCCUGACAGCUCGAGAGCUUGUCAAACUUCGAGAAGAUACGGUCUGGCAUCUCGUCAACGGUAACAAGCUACUUAGUGACGAGGUGAUCGUUCGGGACCCAAAAGAAAAUGGUCGUUUACUGACGACCGAUGAUUCCCCCUUUGGGAUGUCAAAAUUACAAUCCAGCAUGAGCUUACUAGAGCGUCCUCCUCCCCAGCAAGCAGAGUCUUUGAGCCUACACCAUCUGCUGGUAGAAUUGAAGAGCUUUGUGGCCAAAGGGUUACACACCCCUACUCUGACGCUUUACCUUUGCAAUCGGCAAAUAGGCGGAAAGCUCAGCUCGUUGACUGAAGUUUUCGCCAUUGAACGGCCUUUCGAGGCUUCUGAGUCGGAGGAUCUGACCAGCAGGAUACGCACUCUCUUUCCCAACUUGACGUCGGGCGACAUUGGUGACGCAUCACAGCCUGAGGUAGAAAUUUACCUCGUGGUGAGGGUCCGGGCAAGUGAGCCAAUUCAAAGCGUUGUUCCUAGCUCCCGCCAGAGUAGACAGAAUGACGAUGACACUAGAUUACGACCUAAUACAGGAAAUGCAGGUUUGACUGCAUUGAAGACUGGUCGACAAAGUAGUAUAGCCUGGGCGCAAAAGUCAUUUGGUAGCGUUCGCAGCAAAAGCCAUGAAUCAAGACCUAGCCUUGUGUCAGGUACCAGUGACUCACUGUCUAGCCCGGCAGUCGAAAAUGCCAAUCCUUUGUCGCAGGAGAAUUUGCAGCCCAUAACGCAACCGAGCAACCAGUAUGUGCGACGUAAUCUUGGCGUGGGUGUGGUGAAUCUCAAGAAUAUAUUUCAACAGUCCUCCUCUUCUGAGCAUAUCAUACCCAUAUGGACGCCUGCCCGGUCAUUUUCAGAAGAUCCAGGCGCUGCGAAAGGGCAAUGGGAGGAGGUCGUCCGUGACUUGAUUCCCUCCAAAAGCGGAAUGUACGCCAGAGUUAAAGGCAUCGAGCAAAUAAGCCUGAGCCUUGAAUCGCUCCACGAACCAAACCUUGAGGAUCUUGCCAACAAAGCCCCAACUCUACUACAGAAUAUCCCUCAGACACAGAAGAUAGACUUCGCAGGAGCGCCGAAACAACCUCGCUCCGAUAUUUAUGUGACAAUAAAAGAAGCGUGCCUCCCGCAUUCAGCCCUCUUGUCGCAUCCGGAAAGGGGCACUGUACAGUUGCCGUCGAAUUUGGACCUCAAAAAUAUUCAAUUGACACUUGAAGUCAGGAAGCGGUCAGGCGCGCGGAUCGAAGAUUGCAUCGUCCCAGGUUCUGAUAGCUCACCGCUAAAAGCCUGGCGAAGCACUGCUGUGGAGCGUGACGAGCCUUGGAACCAGAUGAUUAGGCUCAGUAUCCCAGUAGAAGAUGUCCCAGAAGCUCAUCUCAUCAUGAGCGUAGCGGAUGCUCCAGGCUUUCCUUUUGCUCUUGCCUGGAUGCCGCUCUGGACCGAGAGUGCCUUUAUGAAAGAUGGUACACACGCGCCGUUACUUUAUCUCUACGAUAAAGCUACGUCAAGCAAUGAGCAUGGGCGUGGGGCAUAUCUGAAUUUUCCUUGGAGCUCGAGGGGCCCUUAUGGUGACGAAAAGGAUGAAAAUGUGACCGGACCCGUCGCAAGUCUCAAGGUGGAGACGAAAUUGUGUAGUACUUUCUUUUCCCAGGACAAGACGUUGCUUGGCAUUCUGAACUGGCGCCUUCAGUCAAAGGUUCAGACGUUGGGCUUGGUCAAACGCAUUUCUUUUGUACCUGAGAUCGAAAUUGUCAAACUGAUAGGUGACGUGCUUGAUGCCUUAUUUAGCAUUCUUGUCAACAGUGCUGGAGAUGAAGAGCAUGAAGACGCUGCCUUUGCGGCACUUGUGAUAACAUUAGGCAUCGUGUACGACCGCAGGUUCAACCUAGAACCGUACGUGGACGAGUAUGCUGAGACCAGAUUCGAUCACCCCUACGCUGCACCAUGUCUUAUCAGGGCUUACAACCGUCUGCUUACUGAUCAUUUGGACUCACAAAGAUCGAGAAGAGUUCGCGCUGCUUUCAAGGUUGGACGACACCUCAUCAAAUUCAUACUAUGCGCACGGACUCAGCAACAGGCGAAAGAAGCUGGAAUUGGAGCGACCACGCUUUCAGCGUUCAAGCGAGACCUCAAAGGCAUUUUUAUCUCUUUUGAAGGUGUGGUCAAAGAUCCGUCUCCCGCGCUCAUCGGCAACAAAGCCCUCAUCGUUCAACAUAUCCCUACAUGGUUACCUGAGCUCAAGUCUGUCUUCUCGGAAGAGGAGAUCCUUCAAUUGGCGUGCAACUUUGUUGAGGCAUGCAGAGAGGUUCAGGGCCAAUUGAUAAUGUAUAAGCUUGUUCUUGUCUUGAAGCUUCUCGACAUCACACUAUUCUCCCAGGAACACGUGCGUAGCCGUAUUGUGUCAAACACAUUCAAAUGGCUUGAUCCUUACUGGGGGUUUUGCGAAGAGGCAUCACAACAAUAUCGCGAACAGGUCCGGCUUUGUUGCUCGAUUGUCAGUAGACAAGCUGUCGAAUCUGGAUUUGAUGGACAGCGGUACCUUGAAAAGAUAUUGCAGACAUACUCGACCUUAGCAGCCCUUGAGUCAAACAAUCAUGGUACUUUCUCCCCUUUAUUUCCACUCACCUACCCAUUUCCAGCCAAGACCGUCAUAAGUGGCAGCCAGUUCGACGAAGCGAUGAUAGAGCUCGCCGCUCUGAUUGCUAGCCUCACUAAUCAAAUGUUCACCGACUCGGCUGAUGCAUCUGCAACGGAGAUGGCCGGCCUAACAAGCCACAUUCUGAAUGUCGUAACUUCCAUCCUCUCGAACAAGGCUUUCCCAAAAUCGUGGCUCAGUCUUCACGUGUACCACCAUAAGUCUAUGCUCCAAGUCCUUGAGACAACAUUCAACGUGAUGGAGACUAAAUUAGUGCCGUCUCCAGAGGAAGCUGAUACUUUCAAUACGGAUCUCUGGAACAGCUACCUAAAAACUCUCUUACUUCUUGUUCGAAGUGACACGCUCGCGCUUGAGACGUUCCCAGAACAAAAGCGACGAGCUGUAUGGAAGAUUGCGGGUGAUGUACGUGAGCAAGGUUCAGCAUUACUCAAACGCAGCUGGGAGGCCAUUGGAUGGGACACAGGACCAGAAGACCACAAGCGUUAUGGGCUCUCACAUUUGGGUGGGUUUCAAGUGCAAUACGUGCCUGGCCUAGUGUCUCCAAUUGUUGAGCUAUGCCUUAGCGUGCAUCAAGGUCUCAGAGGUGUCGCAGUGAGGAUCAUACAGUCUAUGGUCAUCAGCGAGUGGACCUUGAAUGAGGACCUGGGUGUGGUUCAAGCCGAGAUCAUAGAGUCCCUCGACAAUCUAUAUAAGUCAAGAGACGUCAGCAAUACCCUCGUUGCAAAGAUGUUUGUCAAUGAGUUUUUGGACGCGUUCCAAGAGUUGACGCGCAUGCCUCUUGACCCUUUGUGGCAAGCGAUCCGGGACAUGGUGUCAAUUAUCGACGAGCUUCUUGAACUUCUUGCGGCUGUGCACAGCGGCGGCACGGACGACUCGAUGAAAACAAUGGAUACAUUGCUGCUGAUGAAUUUUUACAAGGACAUGCAAAAGGAAGACAUUUUCAUCCGCUACGUCCAUCAACUAGCCGAUAUGCAGAAGGAGCUAGGCAAUAAAACUGAAGCGGGUCUGGCUCUUCAACUCCAUGCUGAUCUAUAUACAUGGGAGUCAACCAAGGUGAGGUCAUUGGAAGGUCCAUCUUAUCCCGAACAAUCAUCUUUCGAGCGCAAAGAGCAACUAAAUUUUGAGAUGAUUAGAUGUUUUGAAGAGGGUUCAGCAUGGGAUUGCGCACUAGCUAGCUACCGUGAAUUGGCGACUCAGUAUGAGCAUGUGUACUUCGAAUUCGCAAAAUUGGCUAGAACCCAGCGAGCCAUGGCCACGAUAUAUGAGACCGUAGGCAAAGGGGAUUGGUCUCCACCGCGCUACUUCAGGGUGAUCUUUCUGGGACUCGGCUUCCAACCCAAUCUCCGUGAUCGACAGUACAUCUACCAGGCUGAAGCACAGGAAAAGCAAUCAAUGUUCACUGACCGGAUGCGCCAAUCGCAUCCUUCAGCACAGAUACUUCUGAAAAGCGAGCCUGAAGACAUGGAAGGUCAAUAUCUGCAAGUCCAGCCAGUCAGUAUACAUCGCGACCUCGAGCUUUCGAUUUACCAGCAGUCAAAGGUUGCUCAAUCUACAAGAGAAUACGUGACUUCGUCGAGUCCUUACCGCUUUGCUGUAACCUCAAAGCGCCAUUCGCCGAUUUCAGGCGUGCAGGACCAGUGGAUAGAGAAGACCAUUUACACCACAAAAGAGACGUUUCCAACAAUUCUGCGCCGGUCUGAGAUCGUCGCCAUUAAUACCGUCCAGCUAACGCCACUGCAAACCGCCGUUGAGAGAACCUCGCGGAAGACUGCCGAACUCGCCACCUUUGAAAAGCGAGUCAUCUCGGGUGAUGAAGCAGGAUUCUCCAAUAUGACCGAAGCGAUCAUUUCAUCGGUCGAUCCCAACUCAGUCGCCACAGUAGCUCAGUACCGCCAGCUACUGGAUCCUGUAGAGCCCGUCGAAGAGGAGGAGAUCUCAGAACCGCAACCACAAUCACCCAUGCAGAACGCCUUACAAAUUGCCCUCCUGGAUCACGUCUCCAUGCUCAAACAUUGCCUAAGCCUCUACACCGGCCCGCUCCACACUGGUACACACUCCUCCCUCUCCUCAAAUCUCCACCAUACCUUCGCCCCCGAAAUCGCCCUUCUCCAACCUCCAAUCCAGCCACAGGCAGAGCCCGAGCUCCAGGACCUCCUCUCUACGCCACCACCAUCCACCAACCUCAGUCCAGGCCUCUCCUCCUUCGAAACCUCCAGACCACUCACGAACGGAUCUUCCGCGCCACCCCCAGACAGUCUAUCCCCCACCACCCGGCCCACUGUUCCCAAAUCCCGCAUCAGCUUCAACGCACUCAAAAACAGUCUGCAAAGCUCCACUCAAAACAAGCAACCCAACGGCUCUGUCUCUGCACCCUCAGAAGGCGAUUCUUCGUCACGCAGCCACAGCCAUAGCACAGCGCAAGUCACGCCCUUAGGUUCAACGACGAGCUCGACGCCGUUUCUGACGAAUGGUAGUGGAGGGAGUGUGGGGGUUGCGGGCGGGGCGCUGUCGCCUGCGCGGAAAGAGGUACCGAGGCCGCCGACGAGUCAGUCUUCAAGAAGCAGUGGCACGCCUAGUAAGAUGAAGAAAAGGCUGAGUAUGUUGGGGAUUACGAGGAUGGGAAGUCAGUUUGGUAGGGGUGGGGGAAAGGUUAACGGGAUGAGCGCUUUGGGAGAGGAGUGA
This is a messenger RNA of Bacidia gigantensis, 6186 nucleotides long. RefSeq lists its product as uncharacterized. Gene Ontology annotation, molecular function: guanyl-nucleotide exchange factor activity; small GTPase binding. The coding region runs from base 1 to 6186 and encodes 2061 amino acids. The transcript has a single exon. Gene Ontology annotation, biological process: small GTPase-mediated signal transduction. Gene Ontology annotation, cellular component: cytoplasm; plasma membrane. The record is from RefSeq and is a predicted model, not a curated record. NCBI's taxonomy places the organism in Eukaryota, Fungi, Ascomycota, Lecanoromycetes, Lecanorales, Ramalinaceae.